AUGAAAGUACUUACAUGGCCUUCUUCAGUUGAAAAUAUAAGAUUUGGAGAAGAUGAAAUAAAGAUAUUCACAAAAAGAUUUAUAUUAAAUACAGAUAAUACAAUUCAGGACUUUCGAAAAUAUAUUAACAAUAAGAUUAUCGUUGAAGAAUUAAAAGAGUUGAACAUUUUAAUAAACACAUUGCUGGUUUCCACUGCGGAAUGCCAAAGGGGAUUUAGAAAAAUGAAUUUGAUUUGUUCAGAUAUUAGGCCAAGAUUAUCCGUUACAAACAUUUCUAGUAUAAUGUUUAUAAAUAUUAUUGGACCACCAGUUGCAAUAUGGAAUCCUACAAAUUAUGUAAGAAGUUGGCUGAUCAAACAUAGAUCUACAAAUGAUAACACAAAAUUGAAUCAAGAAAAGGCUAGUCUGUGGAAAAUUUUAUAA
Macrosiphum euphorbiae (potato aphid) is the source of this 423-nucleotide messenger RNA. The record is from the annotation of a GenBank genome assembly. Lineage: Eukaryota; Metazoa; Arthropoda; Insecta; Hemiptera; Aphididae.